CUCUCCUUUUCCUGUGGAGAGUGAGGUUUGGCUGCCACCAAAGUUACUUCCAGUCCUUGCUGUCCCUCCUGCCCUUGUCUGGUCCUGCCAACGGACCCCUGCAACGAGCUUCGGCACCAGGGAGCCCCGGCCAAUUGCUCAUAGCUCCUCAACUGGCUGCUUACUUCCAGUGGCUUAUGGGGUACAAUCCUGCCCAGUCCCGCUGAGAUGAUCCUGGCUUCUCCCUCCACCCCGUCCAAGGGACGGACCCCCAGCGCCGUGGAGAGGCUGGAGGCCGACAAAGCCAAGUAUGUCAAGACACACCAAGUGAUAGCACGACGCCAGGAGCCAGCUCUGCGUGGGGGUCCCGGACCACUCACCCCGCACCCCUGCAACGAGCUGGGACCCCCUGCAUCGCCCAGGACGCCCAGGCCCGCCCGCCGGAGCAGUGGCAGGCGGCUGCCAAGGCCUGACUCGCUCAUCUUCUACCGCCAGAAGCGGGACUGCAAGGCUUCGGUGAACAAAGAGAACGCCAAGGGCCAGGGGCUGGUGCGGCGCCUCUUCCUGGGCGUCCCCCGAGACGCCGCCUCGAGCAGUCCCGGCCCACCCGAGCGACCAGCGGCUCCUGGGGUUUGGGCCGCGCCCCAAGAUGCCCCGGAAGAGGCAGGAAAGCGGGCGCUGUGCCCCACCUGCUCACUACCCCUGUCGGAGAAGGAGCGCUUCUUCAACUACUGCGGUCUGGAGCGCGCGCUGGUGGAGGUGCUAGGCGCCGAGCGCUUCUCUCCGCAGAGCUGGGGCGCCGACGCCAGCCCCCAGCCCGGAACGUCGCCGCCGCUGGGCUCUGGGGACACCAGCGACUGGACGUCCAGCGACGGCGACGCGGAUCGCCCGGACGGUGCUGGCGGCGACGGCGGCGGCUGCGGCGGCGGCUCAGAGGCGGCGGGCUCGGCGCGGGACGGGCGCCCCCCGGUGUCGGUGGUGGAGCGCAAUGCGCGCGUCAUCCAGUGGUUGUACGGCUGCCAGCGCGCCCGCGGCCCGCCGCGCGAGUCCGAGGUGUGAUUGCGGCCGCUGGGCAGCAGGCUCCGGGGGAGUCCGGGGUCCGGGGAGGGCGAAGGGGUGGGCCCAGGGCUGGACCCGGGCACGGGCAGGGAUGCCCUGCCUCUGACGCCGCGCCGGGUGCCUUUAGGCGAGGCCCUCGCUCUGCAUUCUUGGUUUUCCCCUGUGAACCUUGGGAGGAUGGGACAAAAUGAUUCCGCAGGCCCUUCCCAGAGCCGACGACGGAGGGGGAGGGGGCAGCUACAUGGCCCCUGUGGAGGCCUGGGGUGGGAGAUCAGAGAAUCUGCAGAAUAAAGCCAAAAUGUUAUUUAAAGGGGUCGUGAUGU
Messenger RNA from Ailuropoda melanoleuca (giant panda), 1361 nucleotides. It is a transcript of the gene FAM110D, whose product is annotated as family with sequence similarity 110 member D. The coding region runs from base 208 to 1038 and encodes 276 amino acids. NCBI's taxonomy places the organism in Eukaryota, Metazoa, Chordata, Mammalia, Carnivora, Ursidae. The record is from RefSeq and is a predicted model, not a curated record. The transcript is spliced from 2 exons.